Messenger RNA from Neltuma alba, 893 nucleotides. RefSeq lists its product as uncharacterized. The transcript has a single exon. The record is from RefSeq and is a predicted model, not a curated record. Bases 129 to 893 code for a protein of 254 amino acids. Lineage: Eukaryota; Viridiplantae; Streptophyta; Magnoliopsida; Fabales; Fabaceae.
AACAAGAGGAAUCUGUGGUGGCUAAAUGUUCAAAUAUCAUUGACUUUGAUCACGCUUAGACCCUACCCAACAUUAUCCAUCAGUAACUAGGUGAGAAUGAAAGAUUGGGGUCACACUGGCUGCAGGCUAUGCUCAAGCGCGUUGCUUACUCGUUAGGCCUGGUGGAGAAGAAUGAUAAAGAUCCCAGAAGAAAGAGCCAGCUGAGAGGAACUAAGGCAUCCCCAGACUACAGCUUUCAAAAAUCAAAUGAUAUUUUUGUGAGGAUAGUUCAUGGAGGUGGAAAACAAGAGCUGUAUCAAGAUGCAAUCCUUGCAUCCAAGUUGAUGGAAAAAUAUCCUGGCAUGUGUGUUGCCCGGCCAGAAGUCUUCAAAAAUCCUCACCAGUCAGUGUUGUGGCCAGAAGAGCGUUUGCUUCCUGGUAAAAAAUAUAUUAUAAUCUCGUUUCGAGAUGUGGGGAAGCUGAAACGUAAACUUUCAGAGGAAGGCAAAAUCAGAGAGCCUAAUGGGGUGGCUCCAGAGUUACUGAAAGUGAAUAUCACCAAGUCUCCAAAGGGACAUAGCAGAGAAAAUGGUAAAUCCGAAGUUCACAAUGAGGUAGGACAAGAGGAGUUCGAGGCCAAGACUUCCUUGUCUCCUGGUGGACGCAAAACAGAAGAGAACAGAAAAAUCAAAAUUGUAUUGGACGCAAACGCAAAACAGUCUCUUGAUGAUGGAUCUGAAAAUGAACCUGUCUGCUCUUCAGAGGGCUUACACGGGUCCUGGGAUAAGCGAUAUCCAAGACGAAAAGGAAUAAAAGGAAAGAAGCCUUUUGUGCCACCUCUUCCAAGGGUAAGACCAUAUCGGAUUUCGGGAUGGCAACCCAGCCUCCCAAGUGUGCCAGAGCUCUCCCCGUGA